UAGCAGAAGUUAAUAAUAAGAAAUAGAUAUUUAUAUUUGGUUUGGGCAGAUCCGGUAAUUUUCCAGGCUGUUAUGUCGGAUCAAAGGAAUUGUGAGCAGUGAGAGAUUUGGCAAUUUCCUUGUAUAAAUAGAGGCUUCUUCAAUCCAAUGUUUCUGUGACUGUGAGGGACAGAGACAUAAAAAAACAAAUAAAGAUGGGUAAAGGAGAAGAUCGUGAGGGUGUCGUUGCCGGGGGCUUCUUCUGGUCCUACUCCGACGAACCCCACGCCACACGACGUCGUCAGAUCCUCUCCAAAUACCCUCAAAUCAAACUACUCUUUGGCCCUGACUACUCCGCUUUCUUCAAGAUAAGUGUAGUUGUUUUGCUACAGCUUGGUACUGCUGUCUUACUUGGCGAUGCAGGGUGGGUGAAGAUGUUGUUAGUAGCAUACUUUUUUGGUUCAUUUCUCAACCACAAUCUCUUUUUGGCUAUCCAUGAGUUGAGUCACAACCUGGCCUUCUCGACUCCAGUCUACAACCGUUGGUUAGGGAUUUUUGCUAACCUCCCUAUAGGUGUGCCCAUGUCUGUUACUUUCCAGAAGUAUCACUUGGAGCACCACCGCUUCCAAGGCGUAGACGGCGUUGACAUGGAUGUCCCUAGCCUCGCCGAAGUUCGUGUCGUCACAAAUGUCUUUGCAAAAACCAUUUGGGUCUUCUUACAGCUCUUCUUUUAUGCACUUAGACCUGUCUUUCUCAAGCCAAAGCCUCCUGGCUGCUGGGAAUUCGUCAACUUCUUCAUUCAGAUAGCACUUGAUGUUUCCAUGGUUUACUUUUUUGGCUGGAAAGCUCUUGCAUAUCUGAUUCUCUCCACAUUUGUUGGUGGUGGCAUGCAUCCGAUGGCUGGUCAUUUCAUUUCAGAGCAUUAUGUGUUCAAUCCUGAUCAAGAGACCUAUUCUUACUAUGGUCCUUUGAAUUAUCUCACAUGGCAUGUGGGAUACCAUAAUGAACACCAUGAUUUUCCUAGAAUUCCAGGAAACAAGCUUCACAAGGUGAAGGAGAUUGCUCCAGAGUUUUAUGAUGAUUUAGCAUGCUACAAAUCUUGGAGCCAGGUCAUCUACAUGUACAUUAUGGAUCGAACAGUUGGACCAUUUAGCCGAAUGAAGAGAAAGCCUAGUAAAACCCAAUAGAUGCUCCCAUAGACAUCAUUCAUUCCCUUUUGUUUUGAUUUUUCCAACUUUUGGCAAUUUUAUGCGUAACAGAAGAAUGUAAGCUAGUUUUGAUCCAAAUAGCAAGUCAUUUGUUCAUA
Messenger RNA from Cajanus cajan (pigeon pea), 1285 nucleotides. RefSeq names its product fatty acid desaturase family protein (gene DES-1-LIKE). Gene Ontology annotation, cellular component: membrane. Gene Ontology annotation, molecular function: sphingolipid delta-4 desaturase activity. Gene Ontology annotation, biological process: ceramide biosynthetic process. The record is from RefSeq and is a predicted model, not a curated record. NCBI's taxonomy places the organism in Eukaryota, Viridiplantae, Streptophyta, Magnoliopsida, Fabales, Fabaceae.